UAGUUUUUGGUUAAGUCGUGGUGAAAAUUUGUUUCGUCCCGACUAAUCGACGUUGGAGCCUUUCGGCUGUUCGUAAUUGAAAGAGAAAAAGGAGCAACGGUGGCACCUUUUCCUCUCUUUCAAGUAACGACUUCACCGCAAGUUGAAAGAUAAUUUGCUCUCAAAUACAAUAUGAUUUUCAUAACGACCAGCCUUCUAUUUUCUCACGACUUCUGUAAAAAAAAAAACAAAGGAUCAGCUGAUCGGCCGAUCAGCUGAUUUCUAUGAUUGUACUACCGCGUGUAUUUUUAACCGGAAGAGAACCUAAGGACGUUGAAAUUGGCGAGGAAAAUGAUCACUCGCGUAGUAAAGUAUUAAUUGUGACCUUCAUGAUAUCCGUAAGAAAUUCACAAGGUGUUGAUUGAAAAACAAAAACAAUUGCGAACAAUAUUUGUUUAUAGAAGUUUGGACGAAAAAGAAUACUUUUAAGAUGGCUGCUUUAUCGUUGCCGAGCGCAAAGAGGAGCACACAGAUUAGAAAUAUGCGGCAAGGCAGCGUGAUAGAUCUCGAUGCCGAUAUGUUUCUCAAGAUAUCCAAUUACGAGGAUACCGUUAAACAACUGGACAUAUACUAUGGGAUAGUUAAGAGACAGUUGUUGCGCCAUCAGAGUUGUAUAACAGGUCUGUUUCCGCAGAUCACGACUGACAGAAAGGUUGGUAGCGUGCGCGAAAGUAUAUAUUGCGCUGCCGCGAUAUGGAGCCUCUAUCAGGCGUAUAGGCGCAUAGACGACGAUCGUGGCAAGUCGUACGAACUCGGACAGUCCGCGAUCAAAUGUAUGCGGGGUAUUCUGGAGUGUUGGGUAAAGCAGUCCUCCAGAGUGGAACUCUUCAAGAGAAAUCAGUGCGAUCGUUUUGCGUUACAUUGCAAAUUUCACUUGGACACAGGCGAUGAAGUUUACAAGGAUGCCGAUUAUCAUCACUUACAGAUCGACGUCGUGUCUCUUUACUUGAUAUUCCUGGUGCAAAUGAUCUCCUCCGGGCUGCAAAUCGUGUACACGCAAGACGAGGUAGCCUUUGUGCAGAACCUGGUGUACUAUGUCGAGAGAGCGUAUCGUACACCGGAUUACGGCAUGUGGGAACGUGGAAGCCGAUACAACGACGGUACACCCGAGAUCCAUGCCAGUUCUAUUGGAAUCGCCAAGAGCGCAUUGGAGGCAAUCAACGGCUGCAAUUUGUUCGGAGAGAAAGGUGCCUCCUGGUCGGUGAUAUAUGUCGAUAUCGAUGCUCACAAUCGUAACCGCAGUAUCUUUGAGACGAUGCUUCCGAGAGAAUCUAGUUCUAAGAGCGUGGAUGCAGCUUUAUUGCCGACAAUAUCCUUCCCCGCCUUUGCGACUCACGAGGAGGUGUUGUACAACGAAACUAAGAUGAACAUAAUCCGCAGGCUGAAAGGCAAUUAUGGCUUCAGGCGAUUCGGUAGGGACGGUUACAAAACAGUAUUGGAGGAUAGGCAACGACGGUACUACAAGUCCGGGGAAAUCAAGGAUUUUGACAGUAUCGAGAACGAGUGGCCGUUGUUUUACAUCUUCAUGAUAAUAGACGGCGUAUUCAAGAGUCUGCCGGAGCAAGUGGAGGAAUAUCAGAAUUUACUGAAAGCGAGAGUGCACAAAGAUCAGAAUGGAGAUCCUGUAAUUCCCAUGUAUUAUUACGUACCGGAGGAGAAUUUGGAUGCUGAGAGAAACGAGCCGUGCAGUGCUUAUCGGCUGCCCAGCGACGAAGGGAGAGGUUACAGAGGAUCCGCGGAUCACGAGGUCGCGCCGAUGUACCUGUGGAAUCAGGCCAUGUUUGUGAUCGCGCAGCUACUUACCGCUGGUCUCUUGCAUAUCAACGAAUUGGAUCCGAUCCGUCGAUACCUACCGUCGUAUAAUCGUCCGAGACGAGCGGGACGAUACUCUGCUUUUCAAGCAAAACCGAGCAUUGGCACUCACACCGAUCUAGUGGUACAAAUAGUUUUGAUCGCAGAAUCUAUGCGAUUGCAAGCUAUGAUGGCCACGUACGGCAUUCAGACACAGACGCCGCACGAGGUCGAGCCCGUGCAGAUUCUGUCGUCCACCCAAUUGGUGAAGGUUUACCAAAAGUUAGGUGUGAAUAACAAGUUGAAUCUUCAAGGACGACCCGCGCGACCUAUAGGUUCUCUAGGCACAAGCAAGGUAUACAGGGUCUGCGGUAUGACGGUGCUCUGUUACCCUCUCAUCUUCGAGGUCUCCGAAUUUUAUCUGUACAGAGACAUGGCUUUGCUGAUUGAUGAUAUAAAAACAGAGCUGCAAUUCGUAGGCAAGUACUGGCGUCUCUCUGGUCGACCCACCGUAUGCCUUUUGAUACGGGAGGAACACAUGCGUGAUCCGCAGUUUAAGAAGAUGUUGGAUCUUUUCGCGAUGCUGAAGAAAGGCUACUGCGACAAGACAAAAGUGCGCAUCGGCAGACUGCAAAAUCUAAUUUCGUCCUCUUGCAUCGAGCAUUUGGAUUUCGUGAACACCAUGGAAACCGAUCUGGACUUGACACAGUUUAAACAACUGCAGCACGACUACAUAGGCUACCAAAGCCUGACGGAUGUCCCGAAAGCUUUCGCCUAUACCGAGGAUGUCAAGGAUUACUCUUGUAUGGCGAGUGAACCUCUGAACGAUAUAUUGAGCGAGAUUCGCAAUAGCGUUGGCUUAUACGCCAAGUGUCAACUGUACGGGAUCUUGAUAAAGCGAGAGGGCAUUAAUUACGAGAUUAACGGGACGACAGUCCGCGAUUAUUUAAGAGCAUUAUAUCAACAAGCCGGCUCCUUGAGAUUCUGGAUGGCCGUGCGUUAUUGCAGCAGUUUAUUGAAUCACACGGUCGACAGCAUUAGUCCAUUCAUCACGGGUGUGCUGGUCAAAGGAAAACAGAUCGCGGUAGGAGUGAUCGGACAAGAAGAAACUGUGUUCGAUAAGCCGAUGACGCCGGCGGAAAUACAAUCGGUCAUGUAUUCGACGAUACAGCCGCACAACACGGUGCAAGCGGUGCUCCAGCAGGAAAUUCUACUCUACUGCGGUCGAUUGAUCGGCACCAAUCCCAAGAUGUUCAAAGGGAUACUGAAAAUACGUAUCGGCUGGGUGUUGGAAGCAAUGAAGCUCUAUCUGCAAAUGUUCGUGAAAGAUACCAAGCCGAUCGAGAACUACAGUCCUUACGAAGUUCGGCAGUUUCUCAUCAAGGUGUUGACUGUCAAAGAAUGGGCUCGUGCGGAAAACCUGACGGUGCUCGGUCGGCGAAAAAUCGAGGGUUGCCUGUGUAGAGUGCCGGCGCAUUUUUACAAUCAAGUAUGGGAAGUUUUGAUGCGCUGCCCCGGCGGUAUCGUCGUGAACGGACGAGAAUUGCCUCAGCAGCCCACUGUAUCCAACAUGACUCGUUCCGAGCUUACGUUCGCCCUACUCGUGGAGUCCUUGCUACAUCACGUACAAUUGCCAGAGUAUCGCCAAAUCGUUGUCGAACUUCUGAGCAUCGUGUCGACUAUCCUGCUUCGAAAUCCGGAAUUGAGUUUCCAGAAGCAGCUGGACCUUAACCAACUCGUGGAGGAUAGCUUUGUCAUGUAUCGCAAGGAUCACAAUUUGUCGAAUUUCGAAGAGAAAUCGUCAUUCUUCUCGGCGCACUACUCUGUGACCACUGGGUAUCUCGCGAGGGCUGUAGUCAACAACGUUCUUACUGGUGGUUGCGUCACGACUAUUCUAGACACCAACGAUGACUCCCGAGAGAUGUGCAAGGUCACGUAACGAAUCAUAAUUAGACCCGAGAGACUGUUACCAAACAGUCGUAUGUAGAACAACCAAGUGUUAUCACGUAAUAUGUGAAUACAAAGUUCCUCUGAAUAAUAACGGAUAUAUAUUU
Messenger RNA from Dinoponera quadriceps, 3884 nucleotides. RefSeq names its product probable phosphorylase b kinase regulatory subunit beta. The transcript has 18 exons. The record is from RefSeq and is a predicted model, not a curated record. NCBI's taxonomy places the organism in Eukaryota, Metazoa, Arthropoda, Insecta, Hymenoptera, Formicidae. Gene Ontology annotation, cellular component: phosphorylase kinase complex. Bases 470 to 3769 code for a protein of 1099 amino acids. Gene Ontology annotation, biological process: glycogen metabolic process. Gene Ontology annotation, molecular function: calmodulin binding.